GAUUGUUUUGUUUUCGCAAACUUUGGCGAGUUUAAUGUGUCACCUGUUUGAUGUCUAGAAAUUGAGUGUUGAGGUUGGAGAUUUUAUUCUGUAUCAAGUUGGUUCCAGCUAAUAAAUGUGUUAAAAGUUGUUUGUAAACGUUUACUUGAAAUCUAAGAGCUUUUUGAUUAGAAUUUGGGAUUUGAAGUAAAAACUGUGCUAAUGAAGUAAUUAACCCGUGUGUUUGUAAAUAUGGUAACAGGUUUUUCCAAAGUGAAGACGUAGAAGUGAUGGUAUUUAGAAUUAAGAACCUGCAUACCAAGUAUGCUUAAAAAGUAGUGCAUUAACAGAGGAAUGUACAAUGCCACAAAAUGAUUAUUGGCUUAUGAUUUUCCUGGUGGACCAUAACACGAAACAUUGCAAACAUGUACUGGACGGUGUACUUGGAGGGAGGCCCCAAGCGUGUGAACCACGCAGCGGUUGUGGUCAGGGAUAAGAUCUACUCGUUCGGCGGCUACUGCACGGGCGACGACUACCGUGCGUUCAGGCCCAUCGACAUCCACAUCCUGAACACGGAAAAUUACAGGUGGAGGGUUUUGCCAGCUCCUAAUCGAAAUGACCCACAGCUCAAGCACACCCCAUUUCUACGAUACGGCCACACGGCAGUUGCGUACGGGGAAAAAAUUUACGUCUGGGGUGGAAGGAACGACGAAGAGUCGUGCAACAAAUUGUUCUGCUUCGACACAGCUGUGCUCAAGUGGGUGAGCGUCAGCGCGAGGGGCGACACCCCGGGGGCCCGCGAUGGACACUCGGCCUGCGUCAUUGACCACUGCAUGUACGUGUUCGGCGGUUUCGUCGAGAACAUCGAGAGGUUCUCCCAGGAUGUGCACGCGCUGAAUCUCCAGACCUUCAAUUGGACUCUUGUCCAGACACGGGGCGAGCCGCCGCUGUACCGGGACUUCCACACGGCGACUGCGAUCGGGCACCUGAUGUACAUAUUCGGGGGACGCGGCGACCAGAACGAGCCGAUGGUGGACCACCCCGACGAGGUGUACUGCAACAAGAUCAUGUACUUCGACACGAGGACGAGCCGCUGGCACUGCCCCAAGACGACGGGCGAGGUGCCGGUGGGACGCCGCAGUCACUCAGCGUUUACAUUUGGAAACUACUUGUACAUAUUUGGCGGUUUUAAUGGAAUACGGUGCGAGCACUUCAACGACAUCUACAGAUUUUCACCAGAGACGAACGAGUGGAACGCGGUCCACACGUUCGGGAAGCCCCCGAGCAAGCGGCGACGCCAGUCGUGCAUCGUGGUGGGGCACCGCAUGUUCCUGUUCGGGGGCACCAGCCCCAUCUCGCCCAACUACACGGACGUCUACUACAACCACGCGGGCGGGUUUGACGACAUGGACACCGCAGACUCCAAGCUCAUGGACCACAGCGACAUGUACGUGCUGGAUUUCGCCCCAACGCUGUUCAUGCUGUGCCUUUUGACGGUACUCGAAAACAACCUGGACACAAGCACGCUGCCCGACAUCAUCAAGUGGGAGAUCCGAGCCAUGACAACCAACAACUCCAUCACUCAGGUGGAUCAGUGCAGUAGUAGUGUGUGAAGAGCUGAUCGAACUCUCAAAAUGGAUCAAGCUAAAUGUUUAAAGUUGUUACGUGGAAUUUUUUUCUUGCCAUCUGGUAUUUAUUAAUUAUCUGCAGCUUCUUUUACAGGUUCUGCAAGGGAAGUUUUUGCUUGUUAACAUAGGCCUUACCGUCAUGUAAGUUUUCGCGAAGGCGUAUGAUUUUAACAGACAUUAAUAUUUUUUAAGUUAACCGGGGGAAAAAUUGGCAGGGGGGUGUAAAUCAAGAAUGAAAAAGGUUGUAAAUCUUGGUCAUUGAACAUGAUUGUAGGCUGUACAGACUUUCUCCUCAUUCAUUAGUUUCUGCUGUAGUGUAACUUUGCUUAAAAUAUUCCUUUUUAUUUGUGAAAGUUGCUAUCAUUUUGAAAGCUCUCGUUUGUACAUAGGCAUUGUUUUCACAUUGUUAAAAUAUGAUCAAAUUGUAAAAUAACUAAGCUUGUUAGAAAUUUUAAGUGAAUCUGUUAUUUCGCAAUCCUAUAGUUUUUUUUUAUGAUGGCUCUAAUGUUUAUUGUUUUAUGGUAAAUGAAAUAACUUAAAAUAUUUUCAACUACUUGGUGCAAAUACAUCAGAAGCAAUGUUAACUAGGGCGUAUUUGCUUAAACGAAAAUGUGAAAAAUUUUCCUUUUCUAUUUUAUCCAAGUUCCAAAUGGUUUAGCUCAUGGUAAUUCAAUACUUGGAAAUCCAAAUUAGAAUUAUGAUUAUGAUCAGUGAUGGGUCAGUCCUGGUUCUCAGCAAACUAAUCAGCACCGAGAAAUGUAAGUAUAAUGUCGGUACAGGUACCAUAAAAAUAUCAAUAGACUCCGGUAAAACGCAGCAAUAUUUCGCCGGCAACCAGGCGACACCAACACAGAGCAGUCUCCCCUCCCCUCUGCGCUUUUCGCUCUUCCGUCCAGAUGGAAAGAUAAUACCACACCGGCAGGAAGUAUCCAAAUGUAUAAACAUAAUUCUUUGUGCUGAGUCCCGAACCUUUUUAUGUCCCUGCUUUCAUUAGGCGACAGGGAUGAUCAUUUUAACUAAAAGUAGACCUAUAGAAAAAUAACACAGCACAAUAUCAAUUUAGAAAUUAUCAAAAAAUAAACUACCAUGAUACAGAGUUACUAUAACUGUAGGAAUUACCUACGACAUUUGUAGCUUUACAUCACUUAUAACUGGAGACCCGGAAAUAUCGCAAUUCAUGAAUUUCUGAAAAAUCACCAAACACUAUUAAACAGUAAGGAAGUUAAAUAAGAGUUAAAGGGUAUUUUGACUUACCAUUCACUUGCAAACUUAUUUGUAAAUUAUUUUAAUCCAGAAUUUUUGUGUGUGUUCACGAAUAUCUAGAAAUUUUUAGUUAUUUUUUUUUUCCCCCCUUAAUCAUAAAACAAAUACCAGGUAGGUGUGAAUUCACAAUAACAAUGGUACGCUGAGCCAUGAGCUGGUAUGUCGUAUGUGAUGGCUGAUUGUUACCGUAGUGCUGGAGUGGCAAGUAGGAUGCAGAUAUUAUGUAUAUAUUUAUCUCAGUUUCAGACAACUAGCACUAGAAAAAUUAUAUAUCUUGUUCAAUUUGUUUGUUAUUAAACCUGUUGGCUUAUCAAAAAACAUUUUUAAAGGGCACACUAUCUUUGGUGUGACUAAAAAUUGUGUGGAUGUUAACCUAAAACUGAGAACCGGGAACCGCUAUUUAAGAACCAGAACCAAACCAUGAAAAAAGUAGAGCCAACACAGCAUUAAUCAUGAUAAAUUAAGAGCUACAGUGGCACACAGUUUUGUAUGUUUUUUGUAAUCUAUAUAGUUGACAUUUUCUUCUGUAGCUGCCUUGCAUGUUGGGUUAGUAAUAUUUUACAAGUAAGACAGUCAUAGUCACGAAUGAACAGGAUUGGUCCUUGUUUUUCCUUCUGAGAUUGUUUUACUUUUCAGCAUUAGAGCUGUUACUGAGAACCAAAACUUAUUUCAGGAUAGGCAGAGGCAGUAUUUACUGCUAGAGAAUUCACUAUAAUUUAAAAAAAAUUGAUACUGUUUCACCAGUUAUAACCAAACUUAUUGUUAAUAUCAAAUUUCUGCAGGCAGAUUUAGAAAAAAUAAUUCAGUAUAUUAAUGUAAUGUAAUAUUAAGAAAUUCCGGUAUCAUAACUAUGACAAAAUGUGAAGUGAAAAAGUAGUACUUUUUUGAUUCUUUAAAAGAAACAUGUGAAAAUAAUAAAUAAGCCUUAAAAUUUUUUGGUGAAUAGCAGCCUAGUAACAAAGUUGAAUAAAUAUGUAAAACAAUCCUAAAAUAUUGGCAAAGUUUUCUAAUCAGUAAAGAUGCCUUUGUCUACAGGUUUUGAGUUUAAAGUUAUUAUGCUAAUAAAAUGUGUCUUGAUUGCUGUAUAUAAACCACAGCUGUUGCUGAAAAGGAUAUGUGCACUCAUCACAAUUCACUUUUGAAAGCUGUAAAAAUGAAAUCAACUCACCUGUACUCUGUUUGUAUAUUUUCAUUGACAAUAAAACAGAAUGAUAAAAAGAA
Messenger RNA from Bacillus rossius redtenbacheri, 4091 nucleotides. RefSeq names its product kelch domain-containing protein 3. Gene Ontology annotation, molecular function: chromatin binding; protein binding. The record is from RefSeq and is a predicted model, not a curated record. Gene Ontology annotation, cellular component: cytoplasm. Lineage: Eukaryota; Metazoa; Arthropoda; Insecta; Phasmatodea; Bacillidae. Bases 405 to 1592 code for a protein of 395 amino acids. The transcript is spliced from 10 exons.